Molecule: messenger RNA, 833 nt
Organism: Salvelinus sp. IW2-2015
Lineage: Eukaryota; Metazoa; Chordata; Actinopteri; Salmoniformes; Salmonidae
Source: RefSeq, a predicted model, not a curated record
AUGUCCCAGCUCAUAUUGAGGAAACUCUCCAAGGUGUCCAGCUCAUUGAGGAACUUCCCCGGGUCCAGCUCAUGGAAGGAACUCUCCAAGGUCGUUGGCCCACCAGUGUCCAGCUCAUUGAGGAACUCCCAAGGUGUCCAGCUCAUUGAGGAAUCUCCAAGGUGUCCAGCUCAUGAGGAACUCUCCAAGGUGUCCAGCUCAUUGAGGAACUCUCCCAAGGUGUCCAGCUCAUUGAGGAACUCUCCACAGGUGUUCCAGCUCAUUGAGGAACUCUCCAAGGUGUCCAGCUCAUUGAGAAUCUGCUCCAAGCGUCGCGAAGUGGCUAAGACAGUCUUCUGCUUGGUGGUGAUCUUUGCUCUGUGCUGGCUACCGCUCCACCUCAGCCGCAUCCUGAAGAAAACGAUCUACGAUCAGAACGACCCCAACCGCUGUGAACUACUCAGUUUCCUGCUAGUGAUGGAUUAUAUCGGUAUCAACAUGGCGUCUCUCAACUCCUGUAUCAACCCUGUCGCUCUCUACUUCGUCAGCCAGAAGUUCAAAAACUGUUUCAAGUCAUGUCUGUGCUGCUGGUGUACGAGGAGCAGGAAUGUGAUUCCAGAGAGAGACGGUGUCCGCUGGAAGGGAAGCUGUCAUGGCAACGAACUCGACAGAACAAGCUCUCGUUCCAGUCAGAAAUACACCUCCACCUAAACAAACACUCACACACAGGUACAUUCAUGCAUGAAGACACACUAGCCCUUCCUUCCUGUCCAGUCCAGCUAAACCCAACCUAACCCCAGUUUAACUUCACCCAGCCCCAUCCCCUCUCCUUCUAAACCCAACAUACCCCCAGC